UCUGUCUUGUGAUAUCACCGCGAAGAGCAAACAAAACUUUCGCACGAUGCCCACAGGAAUAGAAUAGUGAUCUGGUAUAUAAUCCUCGGGCCGCCCAAGUGGUGCUAUUUUUCCGGGAUCAUCAACGCUGCACGGUGCACAAAGUGAUCAUGAUGGACUCUGGGAAAUAUCUGGUCUCUUUUCUCUGCUUAGCCUGCGCUAUUGCGCCUUUGAACGCAACAUCACUAGGCUCAACAUGCUCCGUUGAUACAGACUGUUCGGUGACUCUACCUAAAGUAGAUAAUUCAAUUUGUCUUACUGGAUUAUGCUCGUGCGCUGCCACGCACGUUCCAAAUAGUGGUACCUGCUCACCAAAGGUGGUCAUUGAUGAAACGUGCGAAAUCUCAGCACAGUGUCCUGUGGGGAACUCGAAUUGCGCAGGAACAGCACCUGAUAGGAAAUGUGUGUGCACGGCUGGCUACGUCGCUUCAACGGAUAAAACCAAGUGCCUAAAACUGCAACAAGGUGUUGAUGACGAUUGCGAGGAGUCGAGUCAGUGCACAGCCACUCCCAACUUGGAAUGUCCUGAUAAAACGGUUUGUAAAUGCAAGGAAAAUUUUGUCCAGUAUCAAUCCACGUGUGAGCCAAGAGUGCUGACCAUUAACAGCGGUUUGUGUAAAAAUUCAAUUCAAUGCCCGGAAAAUUCACGGUGCCUUGCAAACUCCCCAACGACAAAAACGUGCCAAUGCAAUAGCGAUUUUAUUCCUUUUCCCAAUACAAGCCCGAAUUCAUGCCUGAAAAGAGCCGCAUUUGGCGAGAAUUGUUCUGCUUCAGUUCAAUGCACCACCUCAGGCAACGUAGAGUGCGCAAGUGGAAAAUGCUCUUGCAAAGCUGAUAAUUACUUUGCAGCAGCAGAGAACACCUGCUCCCCCACAAAAAAACUGGGAGAAGCUUGUACAAAUACAGUCCAGUGUGUGCUGUCUGAAAAUAUUGAUAGAGUCCAUUGCCUCGACAUUUUGUGCCAGUGCAAACCGACAUUUAUUCCUGAUUUAACCAGAAACAGAUGCACGUCUGACGCUGCCAGAAACACCAUUACUGCUGCAUUUGCCGUUGUACUUUUAACUCUUGGGAAAUUGAUGUAGAUUUUUUAAUAUACCUUCCGACGAAUGAAAAAAUGUUGGUGUAAAUGUUCUGAAACCGUUUAUCAAUAAUGCCAAAAUUUAAACAAAAAAUUAUCGAUCUCUCUGGAAAGUUAUUUAUUUUAAAUAAGUCAAAAUAAAUUAAUUAAAAAUUAAAAAUAUUAAAUGUCAAUAAAGGUUUCAUUAGGCCGAUCCGAUGAGUCUGGUUUAUUGCAUACAAGAGGCAACAGUUUAUUUAUUAUACAAAUUGAAUAAAAUUUAUUAAAAUU
Molecule: messenger RNA, 1387 nt
Organism: Neocloeon triangulifer
Lineage: Eukaryota; Metazoa; Arthropoda; Insecta; Ephemeroptera; Baetidae
Product: stabilin-2-like
Exons: 9
Coding region: 150-1121 (323 amino acids)
Source: RefSeq, a predicted model, not a curated record